Messenger RNA from Colletotrichum spaethianum, 1905 nucleotides. Its product is annotated as tripeptidyl-peptidase sed4. Gene Ontology annotation, biological process: proteolysis. The record is from RefSeq and is a predicted model, not a curated record. Lineage: Eukaryota; Fungi; Ascomycota; Sordariomycetes; Glomerellales; Glomerellaceae. The transcript has a single exon. Bases 1 to 1905 code for a protein of 634 amino acids. Gene Ontology annotation, molecular function: serine-type endopeptidase activity; tripeptidyl-peptidase activity.
AUGCUAUCGCUUCUGAUCACCCUUGUUUUUCUUUCUUGCUCAGUCACUUCCGUCCAUGUAUCUCAGCAGGGCCUAGUACAAGUGGAAUAUGCCAGAGCUCCGCCAUCUCAAUGGAUACGUUUUCGCCUUGCGGAACCGAGUCACUCUUUUGAUCUCUCGAUUGCAGUCGACAAAAGCCUUCACGUGGAGCAGGUGCUCUACGGCGUCUCGACACCGGGCCAUGAGCUCUACGGCAAGCACUUGACUCGAGAUGAGGCGCAAGCUCUGCUCAAUCCAGAUGGCGAAGCCCGUGAUGCCAUAGUUAGCUGGCUUGUUGAACAUGGAAACGCGGAUCCCGCAGAAAUCACCAGCGACAACCACUGGAUCCGGGUGAAUACGACAGUGAAGGAUGCAAACAAGCUUCUUGAUGCGGACUUUGCAUGGUUUCAGCAUGUGGACAGCGGUAAGGAGGUCUUGAGAACAUUGCAGUACUCACUUCCACUCGACUUGAAGAGCAAGAUCUCAUUGAUAACUCCCACGACGAGGUUCUGCUCACAUCCUAUGAUGCACCAACAACCUGAAGCUUCCGCUCAUGCAGAAGACCAAAUUGCCAGCGAUGAACUCCGAAAACACAAGAGGUCAUUUGCGGGACUGAACCCCACGCUUCUGUAUACAGUGCAGGCGGACACAGCCCCUCCACCACGUCCCCAAUCUGCCCAGGUCGACCCCAUUUGCAACAGAACCAUCACGCCCAACUGCAUUAGGGCUCUGUACAACUUUCCGGCGAAAUUGGCCGUCAGCCCGGCCCGCGGCCUCGGAGUUUACGCUUCUCAGUUUCAGGUUGCCAAAUUCGCCGAUUUCGCGCUCUUCGCCAAGAACAUCGACCCACCUUCCAUGGGUGUGAACUUCUCCUUAAUGAGCAUCAAUGGCGGGACGACGGACCAAAACCAGAACAAGUUCCCAAACUCCGAGUUGAACUUUGACAUCCAGUAUACUGCAUCUUUAUCCAACCCGGUGCCAAACAUCGAACUCUCGGUUGCAGGAGAUGGGCCCAUCAAGCCAGAAGCGGGUAACCAGCCUGGGGACACGACCGAGCCCUGGCUGAUCUGGUUGGACGCUAUGCUCAAAUUGCCCGACGACAAACUCCCGCACACCAUUACAACGAGUUUCGGCGAGAACGAGCAAUCUCUCCCCGACGGUUACGUUCAACAAGUGUGCAACCAGUUUGGCGCUCUCGGCGCCAGGGGUGUCACCAUGCUCGCGGCAUCAGGGGAUUCUGGUCCGGGCAACACCUGCGUCUCAAACGACGGCACCAACAGCACAAGGUUCCAACCCGUGUUCCCAGCGUCAUGCCCGUUUGUCACCGGCGUGGGUGGCGUUCGGGGCGUGGCACCGGAGGUUGCAAGUGCCUUUUCGAGCGGCGGGUUCUCGGAAAAGUUCGCGAGACCAACGUACCAAGACCAGGCCGUAUCUGCGUAUCUGAAGAACACCAUUGGGAACCAAUUCAGCAAUCUGUUCAAUGCUUCAGGCCGAGGGUUCCCAGACGUCAGCGCGCAGAGCUUCAACCUCACAUUCGUCAGCGAAGGCAAGAUGGCCGGGUUCCAGGGGACGAGCGCCGCGGCGCCAAUAUGGACCGGUAUAAUUGGCUCGGUGAACGCGGCGCUGAUUCAAGCAGGAAAGCCGUCGAUGGGAUUCAUCAACCCAUGGCUUUAUGGCGCCGGACUACAGGCUAUCAACGACGUGUCGGCCGGUAAGUCUGUGGGAUGCGAUGGGACUACUGGGUUUGGAACCCAGAAAUUCCCGCCAGAGUUUGGAGCAAAGAUCGUGCCGGACGCGAGCUGGCCGGCUGUCGCGGGCUGGGAUGCGGUUUCGGGACUCGGUACCCCGGAUAUGGGUAAGAUACUGGCAUUACGAAUGGCGAUGUAA